CACCAUCUUCUCUCUCUCUACAGCUGCUUCAGUAGGUGAGACGGAAUGCUUUCUCCUCCGGUUUCGGCCAUAUCUCUCGCGGGAAAUUGACGGAGUUUGGCGAGUAAAUGGGAGAAAGUGAGGGAAAGGUUUCGAUGUAAUGGAUAUGAUUUGCUGUCUGUGGAGCCCGGUGGAGAGAGAAAGAGUAGCUUGGUUCUUUUGUUCUGCUCCUGGAAUCGAAGAGGGAAUUCUAGGUUUUUAAGGGUUUUAUCAACUGGGGUUUUGAUUGGAUGCGGAAUCCGAGGUUUGAUUGAUGCUUAUUUAGUGUAGUCCGCAAUGGCGGCUUCUUUAGCGGCACUGGAGCGGCCACGCCUCGGAGCUUCGGAUACGGUUUUCAAGAGUGGGUCUUUAUUUAUAUCAUCAAAAGGACUCGGUUGGAAGUCUUGGAAGAAGCGAUGGUUCAUCCUCACCAGAACCUCUUUGGUCUUUUUCAAAAAUGAUCCGAGUGCAUUACCACAGAAGGGUGAAGGAAAUAUGACUCUUGGAGGCAUUGACUUGAACAGUUCGGGGAGUGUCGUGGUGAGAGAAGACAAGAAGUUGCUGACUGUUUUAUUCCCAGAUGGGUGUGAUGGACGAGCCUUCACCCUCAAGGCUGAGACAUUGGAAGAGGUGUAUGAGUGGAAGACUGCCUUUGAGCAGGCCCUUGCACAAGCUCCUAAUGCAGCUCUCGUCAUGGGUCACAAUGGAAUAUUCCGGACUGAAACAAACAAUUCAACUGAAGGGUCCUUUAAUCAAUGGAGGGAUAAGCGUCUAGUUAAAUCUUUGGUUGUUGGAAGGCCAAUUUUGCUUGCUCUUGAAGAUAUUGAUGGAAGCCCAUCAUUUCUUGAGAAAGCUCUUCAAUUUCUUGAGCAAUAUGGGUCCAAAGUUGAAGGAAUCUUAAGACAGUCUGCAGAUGUUGAGGAGGUAGAACGCAGAAUUCAGGAAUACGAUCUAGGCAAGACAGAGUUCAGUCCCGAUGAGGAUCCACAUGUUGUUGGAGACUGUGUUAAGCAUGUUCUAAGGGAGUUGCCUUCUCCAGUUCCAGCAUCAUGCUGCACUGCUUUGCUGGAAGCUUAUAAAACUGAUCACAAAGAAGCUCGGAUUAAUUCACUGCAUUCUGCAAUAGUUGAAACAUUUCCAGAGCCGAACAAGCGACUCCUACAGCGGAUUCUGAAGAUGAUGCAUACCAUCGCAUCUCAUUCUUGCGAGAAUCGGAUGACCUCAUCUGCUCUAGCUGCUUGUAUGGCUCCAUUGCUCUUACGUCCUCUACUGGCUGGUGAAUGUGAUCUAGAAGACGAUUUUGGCACGAAUGGAGAUAAUUCUGCCCAGCUUCUUGCUGCUGCUAAUGCAGCUAAUAAUGCUCAAGCCAUUGUUACAACUCUUUUGGAUGAUUAUGAUAACGAAUUUUCUCAUGAACAUCUUCAAAGGUGCUCUAUUUCUGCUGAUUCGCACAUUGGAAAUAGUGGGCCUGAGAAUUCAAGUGAUGAAGAGGACAUAGAGCUGAAAGAAACUGGCUUCCAUAAUUCAGAUAUUGGGGUUGAACGAGAAACAGAUGAAGAUAAUGAGGUUGUGCUGAGCAGAAAACUGAGCGAGGGCAGUGAUUUUGCUGGAAGUGAUCUCUAUGAUUACAAGGGAUUUGGUGGUGAAGAUUCAGAUGUUGAGUCUCCCAGAGACAUCUAUUGUUCAAUUGAGAGUUCAAACAAGAAACAAAACGAAGAACCUAUUAAAGAUAUUGAAAUUUCUAGUGUCUCACCUAUUGAAAAUUGUUAUCGGUCAAGGAAAGAGAUACUAACUUCCCUCAACCCUGGUACUCCUGCUGGAUACACAUCAUCUUCUGAAAGUAAAAUUACAGACUCCUCGACAAUCAAUGGAAAACGAUCAACAUUCUGGGGAAGAGGCAAUGGGAGAAAAAAACCUACAAAUGGAUCAUUUGAUUCUUCUGGAGAUGAUGAGCUUGUCAUACAGAGGCUCGAGACCAUGAAGAGUGAGCUGCGGCAAAGAAUUGCUAAGGAGGCCAGAGGAAAUGUAAUACUUCUAACUAGCUUGGAGAGGAGGAAGCAAGCGUUGCACGAACGUCGUUUGGCACUAGAACAAGAUGUGGCCAGAUUACAAGAGCAACUUCAAGCUGAGAAGGACCUCCGGACUGCACUGGAAGUUGGGUUAAGCAUGUCUUGUGGACAACUUAGCUCCCAUAGUGUGGAAUCUAAAACAAGGACCGAGCUUGAGGAGAUCGCUCUUGCUGAAGCUGAUGUGGCCAGAUUGAAGCAGAAAGUUGCGGAACUACACCACCAACUUAACCAGCAACGCCAAAAUCACGUGAGUUCACUUGCAGAUGCUCAUGGCCAUCAUCAGUAUCAACACAGUCACAAUGCUCAGCCCAAGUUUUUCGAGCAGGACUUUGAUUCCACUCUUGCUUAUGUUAAUCACAAAAGAAAUCAAAGAAUGGAGGAGCAGGAGAGUGUUUUAGGAGCAGAAUGGAGAAACGGUAGAGGUCUGGGAUUUGUAGGGGGCGAUAAUAGGCAACCGCCAUGUGGGCAAGACCCGCCGCAGUCAACGAACUUGGUGAGCGUGUCAAUUGAUGAGUGCUCUCCAAUAUAUUCUCCAUCUGCUCCGACCGCCUCGAGAGCAGCAAAUAUUACAGAGCAUCCGAGGGCGCAUCAUCCAUCAGCAGCGCUCGUGGAGCUAACGACCCGUCUGGAUUUCUUCAAGGAGCGCCGUUCUCAACUGCUGCAACAGCUCCAUAACCUCGACCUCAAAUACGGCUCCUCCUCUUCUCAACCAUUUAUGCAGAGACCAUCAUCUUCUUCACCAUGGAAGUAGCUUUUAAGACAGCCUCAUUGAUUUUGUAUGUGAUGCCCCUUCUGUCUUUCAUGUGUGUUUUGGUUCAAAUUUUGUGGACAGCCGAUUUAUGUGGUUUUUGAUUGGUUGACAAAUACUUCAUACGCUUUUUUAUGUAUCAUUAGGCUUCAAUGUUUGCAAAAUAUUUUGCAAGUGGAAUUGUAAAGUUGUGAAGUUAGUAUGAUUGGUUCUCAAGAACAAUUUUUGUAUACA
Molecule: messenger RNA, 3069 nt
Organism: Tarenaya hassleriana
Lineage: Eukaryota; Viridiplantae; Streptophyta; Magnoliopsida; Brassicales; Cleomaceae
Product: rho GTPase-activating protein 6-like
Exons: 22
Coding region: 316-2838 (840 amino acids)
Biological process (GO): signal transduction
Source: RefSeq, a predicted model, not a curated record